AUGGCAGACUCCAUGUGCGGCCCCUCUAACGCCCUCCAAAACUUCCAAAAGCAAAGCCAAGGCGACCGAACCCUCCAACAAGACCGCCUCUCCGCCCGAACGCCACAAUCACAAGGCUUCCGCAGCGCCGGUCCCAGCGCCCGCACCCUCGACCCCGAAUUCGAAGCCUUCCAAGCCGGCCAACUCCCCCUCCAACACCCCGAAGCCGGCUUCCACCCCGGCUUCCAGCGCGCGCACACCCCCCAGCCGGGGCAGCACAUGAAUGUCGGCCCCGGCGCAUCAUGGGCGAAGGAUUUCCAGCGCCUGGUCAUCGCGUCCCCGGGGAUGCAGCAGCAGGGUCUCCCACAAGCCCAGCACGCGGGAGGGUGGCACCAGGAAUUCGCACAGAUCCAUAAUACCCAAUCCGGAAUGACGCAGCAACAACACUCCUACAACGCCCCGCUCGAGCGCCUCUCCUCCCUCGCCAUAACCCCCUUCGGCAUGGGCGCCCAACCCAUGUACCAAACCCCCAUGUACCAACCCGCGCAGCAAGUGCACGCCGAGCAACCCCAACAACUCAACUCCGACGUCGGCACCUUCGAUGAAGCCGCCUUCGCCGCCGCCUUCGACCAAGCCGCACAAUCCGAGCUGCAAUCCGAACAAGCCUCCCUCUCGCACGCCCUCCAAGAAGGCCACCUGGCAUCCGCCCCCAUCGGCGCAGACGCAAUCCACCACCCCGACACGCCCUCGCAACAACACCUCAGCCCCGCCCAAGAAAGCGACGAUCUCGCCCGCACAGCCGGCGCGCUCCUGACGAGCGUGCAGGGGGAUCAGAGUGAUAAAUUCGCAAACAGCCAGUUUUUGCAACUUAUGCGGCAGUUGAGGGAUAAAGAGGUCGUGGUGGAGGGGGAUACUAUCAUGCCUGCUGCUGAGGCGGGGAUGGGCGGGCCGGGGGGAGGAGCAGAUAACUCGCUGGGAGGACCGCCGUGGCUGGGUCCCGAUGGGCGGGGGAUGGCGUAUCAGAGCGCGAGUGGGCGCACGUCUUACCUCGGGGUGUUUCCGGGGGAGGUGAUGGCGCAGCAGGGGUGGAAUGGGGAUGAGGGGGGGCUGCAUCGGAUGUCGUAUAGGCGCGCGGAUGGGCGCGGGCCGGAUGGGGAACCGUAUCCGUUGCCGUCGAGGGAGGAGGUGGAGGCGAACCUGGCGAGGCGGGGGGAGGAGAUGCCGAGGAGGGAUGAGGAGGUGGGGGCGGGGGGGGGGGCGAUGACAUAUCGGAUGUCGAAUGGGAGGGUGGCGACGAGGGAUGUGAAUCCAGAGCCUCUAGGCCCGAUCCCCUCGCUAGAUUCGCCAGCCGACCACACCCACACGCCCGUAAUCCCCCGCGCCACGGGCGGCGGUAUGAGGGGUAUAAUGGGCUUGAGAACAGAAGAGGGCCGCGAGCGCGCUCUGAGAAAAGAAGUAAAGAGGUUAGGGCCGGAGGAGGUGGAGAGGGCGAUUAGGUUGGCGGAGGAGGAGGGGGUGAAGGGGGUUAGGGAACGGUUGAGGGCGGUGCAGGAGAGGAUGAUGGUUGAGGAGGGGAAGUUGAGGGAGGUUGCUGAGGAGGCGGUUAGGGAGGAAUUGGCGAGGGAGGGGAGGAGUUGGGGGGAUUCGUAG
Molecule: messenger RNA, 1629 nt
Organism: Pseudogymnoascus destructans
Lineage: Eukaryota; Fungi; Ascomycota; Leotiomycetes; Thelebolales; Thelebolaceae
Exons: 3
Coding region: 1-1629 (542 amino acids)
Source: RefSeq, a predicted model, not a curated record